AUGUCCUCUGCAAGCACGAAGAUCUUUGAAAACGAAAUGGAGAUCUUUGAAAAUGAAACGGACGAAGACUUGCUCCGAUCUAUCAUGCACAGCUUGGUGAUCCGCGAGCGUUUCGAAGUCGAGCCAAAGUACCUCGAGGAAUUCAAGCACCUCGUGGACAGUAUCGAAAACCUCUCAAAAGAUCCCGACUCUCCCUUUGAAGCAGUCCUAAAGGACAUAAAAGCCAAAGGCGAGAACAACCCAGUCCUCGAGAAGGCCAAAGACUUUGACAUCCCGGUACUCAAACAAUUCCGCGACUCCAUCGCAGCCACUCCAGAAGACAAACCGAUCCCAUCCCCCUUUCCACCGCCGUUCUCAUGCUUUGACCCCGCUUCCGAGACGCACGACUUGAAGUGUGUUCCAAAUUUCGACGAUCUCUUCAGGGAACAGUGUAUACGCUACCGCGUACUGACAUGCUCGGGCAUCCCAGCCACCGCAUACAAGCGAAUGUCUCCCAGGGCGUCCAGAUGCCACAAUUGCAUGCUCGAGAUGAUCAGGUCAUCACCAUCGAGGAGCUGGAGGCCGCUUGUGCGGCCACCGAGCCUUCUUACGCUCCAUGGCCUUGUGGCCUAUAGCCUCGGCCGUGAUUCUUUGCAGGGGUCGGGCUUGCACGCUUCUUUCGUUAAGAAUUCCACUGGAUCGAAAACCAAAAGAGAUGACACGGAGAUGAUAGAUGACGAUUCCACCAAACCUGCCAGCAGCAAAGAUUAUAUGGCGAAGCUUGAAGAGGAUCUCACCGACAAGUUGAAGCCGGACUCGCGGCUGCGACGGCAGUACAAGCAGCAUCGUACGGUGUCCGAACCUUUUCUAAGCCAGUACUCUGCAGUGCGUGCAAGGGAAGUGAGGGGUAGGUCGACAUCCAUGGUCAGGACCAUGACGCCUAGUAACUUGGACUUGAUCUUGCAGCGGCGACGUAGGGAGCAGAGGCGUGGUCGGUCUCCAGAUGCUGCUGGAAAUCGAAGUCGAUCCCAGAAUGGCCUUGACGAUCGUGGGAGCUCCCAGGAGCACUCGCCACGCGAGAACGAGGCGCCUGUCUCUGAUAGUGUGCUUAAUGACCUUUGUGGCCGUUUAGGGGAUGUCAAAGUAGGAUUACCAGAGGAGGAUGACUUGAUGGAGGAUUUGGUGUCGGCCUUGAAAAGCUUCCCGACUGAUGAUACUAACAUGAAGAUGGAGGAAGAGGAUUAA
This is a messenger RNA of Aaosphaeria arxii CBS 175.79, 1224 nucleotides long. RefSeq lists its product as uncharacterized. NCBI's taxonomy places the organism in Eukaryota, Fungi, Ascomycota, Dothideomycetes, Pleosporales. The coding region runs from base 1 to 1224 and encodes 407 amino acids. The record is from RefSeq and is a predicted model, not a curated record. The transcript has a single exon.